Molecule: messenger RNA, 3595 nt
Organism: Fundulus heteroclitus (mummichog)
Lineage: Eukaryota; Metazoa; Chordata; Actinopteri; Cyprinodontiformes; Fundulidae
Gene: adisspb
Product: chromosome 14 C20orf27 homolog
Exons: 6
Coding region: 264-788 (174 amino acids)
Source: RefSeq, a predicted model, not a curated record
CAGAGCAGAGUGAGACACACAAAAAAAGUGCCGAAACAAGAGGGGGGAGCGGAGAGUUUGAGCGGGUCGGUGAGGAUUUCAGGAUUUCUGCUUCUCAUUCAGCCGGACAGUCCACUCCACGCCGCGUCUCUUCUCCUCCUGCGCGCCUCGGACAGACGCCGGCGGAGUAUAGGCGCAGGGUUGUUCUGAGGUCAGACUGCUGAAAUGACAAGGGUGUGACGGCGGACAUCCAAGAGUCUUUCUGCCGGGCCGAUCCGAGUGACAUGGCUGCCGCCAAGAAGAGGUGCGCAAAGGUGGGAGGCGUUCGCUUCCCCGAGGAGCUUCCCUCCGUCGGAGCCUCAUCCCACGUCCACUUUGACGAAAAGCUGCACGACUCUGUCGUCAUGGUGACCACGGAGGAUGACGGCAACUUCAUGGUCAAGGUCGGCUUCCUGAAGACGCAGCAUCGCUACGAGAUAGUGUUCACCCUGCCGGAGGUCCCGGCUCUGGGUAAAGACGUGUGUCCCGCUCCGUUGCCCAACCCGCACCUCAAAAUCACCAACAUCUCAGCGGCACCGGAAGGAGGCCUGAAGAUAACGUGUGAGUACUUGGCCCUGCAGGAGGGGGUUCUGUGCGAGGAGGUGCUGCUGCUGAGCGAGACCAACGAGGAUGUCUGCGUCAGGGUCAAAGUUCACGCCAGAGUCAUGGAUCGUCACCACGGCACCCCCAUGCUCCUGGAGGGGGUGCGCUGUAUCGGCACAGAGCUGGAGUACGACUCGGAGCAGAGCGACUGGCAGGGAUUCGACUGACCCCCCCCUCCAACGCUCCUUCGUCCCAGUUGCACCUGCAGAAACAACACGCCCACAAACACUCUCAUCUGCCAUGUCAAAGGUUUACACCCAGCGAAAUGCCCAGAACGAUCCGUCUUCUCACAUAGGAAACAAAGUAAAAGCUUCCUUUCUGAUUCGUGUUAGCAGGGCGCAGCAUUUUCAGCCUCCAGCGGUCGCCGUCCUGGCCUCGGUGUUUUAAGCUCGGGCCUUUAUCUGGGAAACAUUCCUCUGCUGCGACUGCCUCUGCAGCACCAUCAGAACCUUUAACCCGCCCGCUCUUGUUUUAAACAGUGUUUUCCUUACUGAGCCACUAGAUGGCAGCACUGCCCUGUGAAUCAGCCUCACGUCCUUCUCAGCGCUCUAGUUCGGGUUUGUAGUUUUUAGGUUUUGCAUAAGGGCUCGUACGUUAACUAUAAAAGGCUUGAUUCUGAAGGAAGGAACAACUCUGAACUAUUCAGGGAAACCAAGUUUAACAGUGAACUGAUCUUAAAAUGUAUGUUCGAUCAAGAGAGGACGCUGUAUACCACUGUACUGCUCCGGUCUGGGGACUUGUUUUCCUGUAUCUGCAGUCUUUUAUGGGAAACGCGUUUUACAUUCUCUGACAUUUCUGUUGUGCUAUCUUUGACUUUAAACCUGCCCCCAUCAUUACUACUUCAGAUUUUGUUUUUCAGUUGUUUGUUGCUUUUCCAUAGCUGCUGCUUAGGAGACCCUUAAAAAAUGGGUCAGGGUAUUUUAGGUAAGGUCAGGUGAGGAAUGCAUGUGCAGCAGCUGAAGGAAGAAAACGAAGCCUCAUUACAAUCUCUCCAGGUCGACGGCACAAAUCGGCAGCCAUAUUUCAGUUUUCUAAGACAUUUCUAUGACUUUAUUAUUAAGAGGUGUUUACUGUAACAACUAAGAGGUUCUGUUUUGUGUUACCGCACUUUUAGUUGCAUUCAAUAAUAAAUAAUCUACCAAGUUUUACAGUAAUAAAACAAACUGGUUAAAAUCAAAACAGCAAUGCACAGCGAAAACAGUGUUUUCAAUGUAUUAAAUAGAAUUAAAAUCGUCCAUGAAUUGAGUUGAACUGAAUCCACAGACAAGUUAUGAUGCCAAAUGUUCUGUGAAAAUGUAAGAUUCAUGUUUCUGUUUUGAUUGUUUGUUUUCUUUUUUUUGAAAAUUUUUGGUUUAACUCGAGUUGUUUUUUUUUUCUUAUGGCUUCCCUUGUUCAAGCCGUCUAUCAGUUAACUAAAUAACUAAUAACUCCUCAAUGGGAAUAAUCGGAUAUUCCAGUGUAAAACCUCUUCCAAGCACUUAAAGGGCAUAUAUCAUCAUUUUUAGUUUUUACUUCUCGUUGUGUUCAGGCUUGUAGGGCAUGAUACUUAUGUUGAUUUCCAGGUGCAAAAUUGAGAAUAAUGGGGGGAAAAUAAACAAAAUAAAUAAGAAGUUAUUCUGAGCGCACCAUCAGCCAUGCUACUCUAACCUUUUAAGUUCAUCUGCAGUUUUGCUCUAAGAUACUCCAGGCUAAUGCUAAACAUGUGGUGAAUGGAAUGGAAGGGAAGUUAAAACACUCAAAUGCUCUUGCCUUCAGUUCACCCAAACAGAGAAAAUUUGACGCUGUUAUAUAUAAUCAUCAGGAAAACUGAAACGUUUCCCCGCCCGACCACCUUGAUGGUCUAAUUGUUGACUUUUUGAGCUGCUGAUUGUAGCUGUGGCACGAUCUCUCGUGUCUGGGUUGUUCCUUCCUUUAGAUCCAGUUGUUUUACACAAAGGCUUUUCAACACAGGGACAGUUUUUAGUGGGUCUGGGGGGGGGGGGGGACCCGUCUCACCGACCCGUGUCUGCUUCCACGGAGCUCCCAUUUCCCGCGUCGAUGACCUUUGAAUGAUCUUUUUUCUGUCGCUACAAAUCCACCCGACAUAUUUUUGCUAAACGGGUCUUUUAUUUUGUUUUCAGGAAAACUAGCGAGUUUUUUUUUUGUCGACUGUGAGAAUCUUUCAGGUCGUGUUGUUCCAGAUGCUGUGUCAUGUCAUCAUCCAUAUAUGGGAGUGCCUUCCUGUUUUUGUGAGUCUGCUUUUCAGUCAAGAACGUGUGUUUUUAACUUUGCUCAUCCAUUAAAAAAACAAAAAAAAACAAAGAAAAAGUCUUUUUGUGUUUUGUGUGUGUUACUUUGAAAAGACUUGUAGGUUUUCAGGCGGUAAAAUGUGAUGAUAUAUGCCCUUUAAAUAAGACUGGGAGAUUUACAAAGCCUUUAGAAACAACUUGUGUGACACAUGUGCCUUUCAGUCCACCGUCCAGUCUUCCUUUGUUUUAUCACUCCUUGUUAGCUACCCUCUCUCACACUGUAUACACUAUACCCUCGACAUGAUGUGAACAUUGCACUGAUGAAUAAAGCAUGGUAGGAAUUUCAAAAUAAAGGAACAAUCUGUAUAUGUUUGCCUUCACGGUCCAGAACUCUGCCUGUAAACCCGUCAACCCUCCACCUGCAUGUCUUUGAUCCCUCACACCAUGAUCACACAUCUCCUUUUUAGCAAUUUCUACAUCUAACCUUUUUUUUUUUCUGUAUUUAGCCAGCCUUGAAACGAAACAAUCCAACUUCUCUUUAUCUUAACGCAAGCAUAGAUUUAAUGGAUGUUUUCUAAAGCGUAAUAGGUCAUGUUCUGUGUUGGCGUAAAAGAAAGGAGCUUGAUUGUGUAGUUUUUUUUCGUGAAUGUAGUGCUUUAAUGUGUGGAGACCUGCUCCCUUGUGGGUGACAUCUGUGUUGUUGUUUUUUAUCUCAAAAAGCAGAAUAAACAGGUGAGCUUGUUUGA